CGCCAUCUUUGUUGCGGUGUUUUGGCAUUGGUAAUAGAGAUGUUCUGGUUUUAAUUUUUCACAAAUUAGUUUUACUCAAAAGCGUAUAUAUUGAAAGUAGACCUGCCAAAACAAUUUCAAAAUGUCGAAGCGUAGAUUGGAUAUAGGAGAUCCGUAUGUCCGCCGAACGGACAUGAAAGAAGGCGGUCCGACAUCUAGUAAAAAAACAGCCGUUCUGUUACCAACUAUUAUGGCACCAAAAAAUCCAUACACCGGAUUGCCAUUCACUCCUAAGUAUAAUGAGCUGCUCCGGAAAAGGAUGACUCUUCCUGUGUGGGAGUACAAAGAAAAGUUCAUGCAGCUGCUAAGAGACAACCAAUCAAUCGUCCUUGUGGGUGAAACUGGCUCAGGAAAAACAACACAAAUUCCUCAAUGGUGUGUGGAGUUCUCAAGGGCCAACGGCAAAAAGAGCGUUGCGUGCACACAGCCCAGGAGAGUUGCAGCGAUGUCUGUAGCCCAACGUGUGUCUGAAGAAAUGGAUGUUUGCCUUGGCCAGGAAGUGGGCUACAGCAUUCGUUUCGAAGAUUGCUCUUCAGCCAAAACAAUCUUGAAAUACAUGACAGACGGUAUGUUGCUCAGAGAGGGAAUGUCAGACCCUAUGCUGGACAAUUACCAAGUGAUCCUUCUUGACGAAGCUCACGAGAGAACAUUGGCUACAGACAUCUUGAUGGGUGUAUUGAAAGAGGUUAUCAAGCAGAGGCAAGAUCUCAAGUUAGUUGUCAUGUCAGCCACCCUGGAUGCUGGCAAGUUCCAGCAGUACUUUGACCAUGCUCCUCUGAUGAACGUCCCUGGGCGAACGCACCCUGUCGAGAUUUUCUACACGCCUGAGCCUGAGCGCGAUUAUCUGGAAGCAGCCAUCCGAACCGUCAUUCAGAUUCACAUGUGCGAAGAAAUAGCAGGAGACGUCCUCCUAUUCUUAACUGGCCAGGAAGAAAUCGAGGAAGCAUGCAAAAGAAUCAACAGAGAAAUAGACAAUCUCGGCCCAGAAGUUGGCGAACUCAAAUGCAUUCCCCUUUACUCCACUCUGCCCCCAAAUCUACAGCAAAGAAUUUUUGAGGCUGCCCCUCCACCAAAAGCAAAUGGGGCAAUUGGCAGGAAAAUUGUCGUUUCUACAAACAUUGCUGAGACUUCUUUGACCAUUGAUGGAGUUGUCUUUGUCAUCGACCCUGGUUUUGCAAAGCAAAAGGUCUACAAUCCGAGGAUCAGAGUGGAAUCUCUUCUCGUUUCCCCAAUCAGCAAAGCCAGUGCUCAGCAGCGCGCUGGUCGAGCUGGUCGUACCAGGCCUGGCAAGUGCUUCAGACUCUACACAGAAAAGGCAUUCAAGCAGGAGAUGCAGGACAACACCUAUCCUGAAAUUCUGCGCUCCAACUUGGGUUCUGUUGUGUUGCAGUUGAAAAAAUUGGGUAUUGACGAUUUAGUUCACUUUGACUUCAUGGAUCCACCUGCUCCUGAAACCUUGAUGAGGGCUCUUGAGCUGUUGAACUACCUAGCCGCAUUGGACGACGACGGAAACCUAACAGAGCUGGGCGCCAUCAUGGCCGAAUUCCCGCUGGACCCUCAACUAGCAAAAAUGUUGAUAGCAAGCUGUCAGUUCAACUGCUCUAAUGAAAUCCUCUCCAUCACGGCCAUGCUCUCAGUCCCUCAGUGCUUUGUCAGGCCAAACGAAGCGAAGAAGGCUGCCGACGACGCCAAGAUGCGCUUUGCACACAUUGACGGAGACCAUCUCACCCUGCUUAACGUCUACCACGCCUUCAAACAAAACAUGGAAGACGCUCAGUGGUGCUAUGACAACUUUGUCAACUACCGCUCCCUAAAGUCUGCUGAUAACGUUAGACAGCAGCUUUCCAGAAUCAUGGACCGGUUCAACCUGAAAAGAACCUCAACCGAUUUUACAUCUAAGGACUAUUAUGUCAAUAUUAGAAAAGCUCUUGUCAGUGGCUUCUUCAUGCAGGUUGCCCACCUGGAGAGAACUGGACAUUAUCUGACCAUCAAGGACAACCAGAUUGUCCAAUUGCACCCAUCGACUUGCCUGGACCAUAAACCUGAUUGGGUUAUCUAUAAUGAGUUUGUUCUCACAACCAAAAACUACAUUCGCACAGUUACAGAUAUCAAAGCUGAUUGGCUGUUAAAAGUUGCGCCGCAGUACUAUGAACUAAGUAACUUCCCGCAGUGUGAGGCUAAACGCCAGUUGGAGCAGAUUCAGGCGCGUCUGGAGAGCAGACAGUUCACAGAGGGCUUCUAAAUUAAAUCAUCCUAUCGCGCUUGUCAUCAGCUGUUGUGCCAGUAGCGACCUUUGCUUUUUUAAUAUCACAACAUUGCGGUCUGUGCUGCGAUUUUUGGUGUAGUUUGAAAUAUAUGGUUUUGGACGAAUAUGUGGCACUUUUAUAAUUCCAAGGAAUUUGGCUGUAAUAAAUAUUCAAAACACCUA
Cloeon dipterum is the source of this 2467-nucleotide messenger RNA. It is a transcript of the gene Dhx15, whose product is annotated as DEAH-box helicase 15. Bases 122 to 2281 code for a protein of 719 amino acids. NCBI's taxonomy places the organism in Eukaryota, Metazoa, Arthropoda, Insecta, Ephemeroptera, Baetidae. The transcript is spliced from 13 exons. Gene Ontology annotation, molecular function: ATP binding; RNA helicase activity; RNA binding. The record is from RefSeq and is a predicted model, not a curated record. Gene Ontology annotation, cellular component: spliceosomal complex; intracellular anatomical structure.